Molecule: messenger RNA, 1498 nt
Organism: Cyprinodon variegatus (sheepshead minnow)
Lineage: Eukaryota; Metazoa; Chordata; Actinopteri; Cyprinodontiformes; Cyprinodontidae
Product: RNA-binding motif, single-stranded-interacting protein 2-like
Exons: 14
Coding region: 124-1320 (398 amino acids)
Cellular component (GO): ribonucleoprotein complex; nucleus; cytosol
Molecular function (GO): poly(U) RNA binding; poly(A) binding; mRNA 3'-UTR binding
Source: RefSeq, a predicted model, not a curated record
CAGCAGCAGCAGCAGCACCACUCGCAGUCUAGCAGCGGGACUCCAGGUUCUCACUUCCCCAGCUGCUGACGUCAGCUGGCAGCCUGGGCUGAGCUCGCCGCUCCGGACAUAGCGCCGAGGAAAAUGCUGCUCUCCGUACCGCCAAGGGCAGGAAUCAACCCCUACAACGGCUACAACAGCAGAAACAGCAAAAAGGCCUAUGUGUCCUCCAGCCACCAGAUGGCACCCCCAAGUCCCAACACAAACAGUAGUAGCAACAGCAGCGGCGGAGGCGGAGAACAGCUCAGCAAAACAAACCUAUAUAUCCGUGGGCUCCAUCCAGGAACUACAGAUCAGGACCUGGUGAAGCUCUGCCAACCGUAUGGAAAAAUCGUGUCCACUAAGGCCAUUUUGGACAAAACUACCAACAAGUGUAAAGGGUAUGGUUUUGUGGACUUUGACAGUCCAGCUGCUGCUCAAAAGGCUGUCACAGCUCUGAAAUCCAGCGGGGUCCAGGCUCAGAUGGCCAAACAACAAGAGCAGGACCCCACCAACCUGUACAUCUCCAACCUGCCGGUGUCCAUGGAUGAGCAGGAGCUGGAGAACAUGCUAAAGUCUUUUGGCCAGGUCAUUUCUACACGCAUCCUGCGGGAUGCCAACGGGACUAGCCGUGGUGUGGGAUUUGCAAGAAUGGAGUCCACAGAGAAAUGUGAGGCCAUAAUUCAGCAUUUUAAUGGCAAAUUCAUCAAGACUCCUCCAGGGGUGCUCGCACCCACAGAGCCCUUAUUAUGCAAGUUUGCAGACGGGGGUCAGAAGAAGAGGCAGAGUCAGGGGAAGUAUCUCCAGAAUGGAAGACCCUGGGCUCGAGACGGAGAUACGGGAGGGAUGACGCUAGCGUAUGACCCAACAGCCUUACAGAAUGGUUUCUACUCCUCACCUUACAGUCUGGCUCCAAACAGAAUGAUCGCUCAGACGUCCCUCUCACCCUACAUGCAUUCUCCUGUCUCCUCCUACCAGGUACACAGUCCGUCCUGGAUGCACCACCAGUCAUACCUCAUGCAGCCAGCUGGUACAGUGCUAACCCCAACAAUGGAGCAUGCCAUGUCCAUCCAGCCCACGUCCAUGAUGGGGCCUCUCACUCAGCAACUAAGCCACCUGUCUCUGGGCAGCACGGGCACAUAUAUUCCAGCCAACACUACUAUGCAGGGGACCUACAUCCCCCAGUACACCCCAGUGCCUCCCUCUAAUGUUCCAGUAGAGGAGAACAGUGGUCAGCAGCAGCAGGUGGCCAUGGAGAAUCCGGCAGAGCAUUCAAACUACUCAUAUCAACACACCAAGUGAAGCUAAGCUCCCACCAAUGAGAAGAAGCCACAGGGCACGAAACAAAUCCAACCAAAACAGGAUUAAGCUGAAAGAGAUCUCUACCAUAACCAAGAACCGGGGACUUGAUCAUGGAUGACAAAAGGAACAUGCGUGUGCCAGUUAGUAUUUUUUUUUGGGCUUGUGAUUGUGAUUUCGU